AGAGAGAGAGAGAGAGAGAGAGAGAGAGAGAGACUGUGUGAGUGAAAGGAAAGCAUGAAGAGUAGUGGACUCCAUAGUCAUAACUCUGGGGCAAAGAUAUUGCGAUCGCCAUUAAAGAAGGGGUCUGUAACUUUUGCCACUCUCUUCUUCUUGCUCAUCUUCAUCAUCACUGGAUUGAUUUCUUCUUCUUGGACCAACUCUUCUACUAUUUCUGUUGGUGAUGUGAGCACGAAAGAAAGAAUUAUAUCAAAAGAGGACAGAAGAACACCAAAAAGAAUAGCAAUCCCCCUCAACUGUUCCAAUGGAAACGAGACUCAAACAUGUCCAGCAAAUUACCCAUCAACAUUUGAAACUCGUGAGGAUGAUGAAUUAUCAUCGAAUUCAACUUGCCCGGAUCAUUUUCGCUGGAUUUACGAAGACUUAAAGCCAUUCAAGGCCACAGGAAUUACAAGGGACAUGGUGGAAAGAGCAAAGAAAACAGCACAUUUUAGAUUAGUGAUAGUGAAGGGAAAGGUUUAUGUUGAGAAGUACAAGAAAUCAAUACAGACUAGAGAUGUUUUCACUUUGUGGGGAAUUUUGCAGCUACUGAGAAGGUAUCCUGGGAGGUUACCGGACUUGGAAUUGAUGUUUGACUGCAAUGACCGGCCGGUGAUCCCGUCACGUGAUCAUCGGGGACCUAACACCACCGCUCCACCGCCAUUGUUUCGAUAUUGUGGUGAUCCGUUGACAUUGGACAUAGUCUUCCCAGAUUGGUCUUUCUGGGGUUGGGCUGAAAUUAACAUAAAGCCGUGGGAGAAUAUCUUAAAGGACAUAAAAGAAGGGAAUAAUCGAGUAAAAUGGAUGGAAAGGGAACCAUAUGCAUACUGGAAGGGAAACCCUUUUGUUGCCGAAACCAGAAAAGACCUCCUUACUUGCAAUGUCACCGAUAACCAAGACUGGAAUGCUCGCCUAUUCAUCCAGGAUUGGAUCCAAGAGUCUCAACAAGGAUUCAAGCAAUCCAACGUAGCUAGCCAAUGCACUUACAGAUACAAGAUCUACAUUGAAGGAUACGCAUGGUCUGUUAGUGAGAAGUACAUUCUAGCCUGCGAUUCAGUAACUUUGUUCGUAAAAACGAAUUUUUAUGAUUUUUUCACAAGAAGUCUGCAACCAGUACACCACUUCUGGCCUAUAAGAGAUGAUGACAAGUGCAGAUCAAUCAAAUUUGCAGUAGAUUGGGGCAACAACCACAAACAGAAGGCACAAGCCAUUGGAAAAGCAGCCAGUGACUUCAUUCAAGAAGAGCUAAGGAUGGACUACAUAUAUGACUACAUGUUUCAUCUGUUAAACGAAUAUGCUAAGUUGUUGAGGUUUGAGCCUAAAAUACCAGUAGGAGCUGUGGAGCUUUGUUCAGAGACCAUGGUUUGCCAUGCAGAUGAGUCAGAGAAGAAGUUCAUGAUGGAAUCCUUAGAGAAGGGUCCUUCUAUUACAAGUCCCUGCACUAUGCCUCCUCCCUAUGAUCCUCAUGCUCUUGGGGCCUUUCUUAGGAGGACAUUCAACUCAAUAAAGCAAGUGGAGACAUGGGAGAGAAGAUACUGGGAGAAUCUAAACAAGCAGCAAUAGAGGUACCCUGUAUUGAUAUAAACUUAUAGAACCUAGGUAAUGAUGACCAUAAAGUGAUUAGCAUGCGAAUUUAACAUUUUUUUUAAUGAAAGCAAUAAAACCUGGUUUUCCUGUAAGGAGAAAGGAAUGGGAAUCACUACGCAAUUGGUGAAACUUGACCC
Messenger RNA from Ilex paraguariensis (yerba mate), 1760 nucleotides. The record is from the annotation of a GenBank genome assembly. Lineage: Eukaryota; Viridiplantae; Streptophyta; Magnoliopsida; Aquifoliales; Aquifoliaceae.